Molecule: messenger RNA, 1191 nt
Organism: Emys orbicularis (European pond turtle)
Lineage: Eukaryota; Metazoa; Chordata; Testudines; Emydidae
Gene: SYT8
Product: synaptotagmin 8
Exons: 8
Coding region: 1-1191 (396 amino acids)
Biological process (GO): regulation of dopamine secretion; synaptic vesicle endocytosis; calcium ion-regulated exocytosis of neurotransmitter
Cellular component (GO): synaptic vesicle membrane; plasma membrane; axon
Molecular function (GO): clathrin binding; calcium-dependent phospholipid binding; phosphatidylserine binding
Source: RefSeq, a predicted model, not a curated record
AUGGCUAACAAAAUGAGUUCAGACAUCACUACUGCCCCCAGUGCCCUCACGACGACCGCUGCUCUGACUACUGCCAAGCCUGGCUUCAUCGAUGGCAUUAUUAACAAAAUACCUUUACCCAAAUGGGCUGUCAUCGCCAUUGCAGUCGCGGCAGGCCUUCUCCUCAUCCUCUUCCUCAUCUGCAUCAUCAAGUGCUGCUGUUGCAAGAAGAAGCACAAGAAGAAGGAGAAACUCAACUUGCAAAACAUCAAUGGCUCCACCACUGCCAGCCUGGUCCAGCCAGAUAUGGAAGAUUUGGAGUCUGGACUCGAGAACGAGAAGCGAGGAAGGCUGCAGUAUUCCCUGGAGUAUAACUUCCGUAGCCAGGAGAUGAAGGUUGGAGUGAAGCAGGCAGCAGAUUUAAAGGCCAUGGACAGCGGGGGGACCUCUGACCCAUACGUUAUUGUCUACCUAACAUCUGAUAUGAGGAAGAAGUAUGAAAGCAAGGUUUACCGGAAGACGUUGAACCCUGUCUUCAAUGAGACCUUCACCUUCCAGAUUCCCCAGGCGGAGAUGUCCGAGUCCACCCUGGUGAUGCAGAUCUACGACUUCAACCGCUUUGCCAAACACGACAUCAUCGGCGAGGUCCGGCUGCCUCUGGGCGACUUCGAUCUGCAGCAUGUGAUUGAGCAGUGGCAAGAGCUCACCGCUGCCAGUAAGAGGGAGCAAGAGCGCCUUGGGGAGAUCUGUUUCUCACUCCGAUACAUCCCCAGCACCAGCAAGCUCACUGUGGUGAUCUUGGAAGCCAAGAAGCUCAAGAGGAUGGACUCAAGUGGAUUAUCAGACCCCUUCGUCAAAGUGCAGCUUAUCUUGAACAAGAAGAAAUGGAAGAAGAAGAAGACAGGUGUGAAGAAGAGCACUUUAAGCCCCUACUUCAAUGAGGCGUUUACUUUUGACGUGCCUUUCAACCAGAUCCAGAACAUCGACUUGGUGAUUUCGGUCUGGGAUCACGACAAGGUGACCAAGAACCAACAGAUCGGCAAGGUGUUCCUGGGCUGCAGAGCCACGGGCAACCAGCUGCGCCACUGGUCAGACAUGCUGGCCAAUCCCCGCCGACCCAUCGCCCAGUGGCACAACCUGCAGCCGGUAGAAGAAGUGGACAAUGCCCUGGGGCUGAAAUCCCACUUCAAGCUGCCUCUGCCUGGCAAAUAA